Messenger RNA from Drosophila takahashii, 1663 nucleotides. Its product is annotated as proclotting enzyme. The record is from RefSeq and is a predicted model, not a curated record. Gene Ontology annotation, molecular function: serine-type endopeptidase activity. Gene Ontology annotation, biological process: proteolysis. Lineage: Eukaryota; Metazoa; Arthropoda; Insecta; Diptera; Drosophilidae.
CUCACUGAGUUCGGUUUAACCUCUGAUUUUCGAUCGGAAAACAAACGCGUCCAGCUGCAUGCUGUGAAAUUGCAGUCGCAUUUGUUUUUAUAAUUAUUUAUUGUUCCGGAAAGAUUCUGCCUUUGCCAUGUGCCAACUGCAGCGGCUCGGUUUCCUGAUCACCAUACUGCAGAUCAGCUUUAUUAACGGUCAACGCCUGCCAUACAUCGCCUGUCCCGGUAUUUUCCGAUAUCUGGGACACCAGAAUGAGUACAUAGGGCAUUUAAAACUAAUUCUGGAUAGUAAUAGUGUGGAAAAUGAAGUGCGGAUUGAAAUGUCACAGCCUGGCAGAAGGCGCCCGCCCACGGCGGGACUUUUAAAUUUCUUGGAAGAUGAGGAUUCGCUCUCUUAUAACCUGAGAAACAAUGAGCCCAUCAACUACCGAAUUGACUUUCCUACGCGGGGUGUGGUGCCCAAACUCACCAGGGUUAUGCUCAAUGGAGAUAUCGUGUGCGAUGCUGAGGAGCUGCCACCACCUAGCAUAAGGCUAUCUUUGUCGCGCACUCUGCGAACUACUACUCCCUUGGCAGCUGUCCCCCAGCGACCCGAUCGACCACUAUGGUCUCGGGAUCCUCCACGGAACUUUUCAAGAGACUAUGACGAACAGGAGCUUCCUCAAAGAACCCGUCCUCAGCAGCCGCCGCCUCCUCCGAGGAACAUCGGCGUCUAUGAAGAACAGGAGCUUCCUCAAGGAAACCGCCCGCUACAGACUCCGCCUCCUCCAAGGCAGCAACCGCAGCCGCAAUGGCGGCCAGAACCGGAGAACUCAGUCAGACCAGCGGUACCUCUAGUCCCGCCCGUACAAUCGUUUCCAUUCCAAACAAUUGGACAGCUAAACGGCAUCUGUGGGCGGGAGAAGACCAUCCAGACGCCAUUCAUCCACGGCGGCAACGAGGUGGAACGGGGCCAGCUGCCCUGGAUGACGGCCCUCUUCGAGCAGGUGGGCAAGGAGUAUAACUUUCUGUGCGGUGCCACCCUGAUCUCGGCCAGAACUGUGAUCUCGGCGGCGCAUUGCUUCCGCUUCGGCAGUCGCAAUUUGCCGGCCGAAAGGACUACGGUUUCGCUGGGCCGGAAUUCGCUGGAUUUGUUUGGACCCGGAUACACAAGUGGAGUAUCUCGUCUCCUGCUGCACGAGCAGUACAAUCCCAAUGUGUAUACGGAUGCGGAUUUGGCACUUCUCCAGUUGACUGACCGACCUGUUUUUGAUGACUACAUCAAGCCCAUCUGCUUGUGGAACGAAAACUAUCUGCUGGAUCUGCCCUCGGGUUACAAGUCCUAUGUGGCCGGUUGGGGCGAGGACGAGAAGGGCAAUAGGAAUACACGGCUGGCCAAGAUGACGGACACGGACAUCAUCACCCACUCGGAGUGCCGCGGAAAUCUAUCGGCGGAGAACGCCCGCUUCAUCACCUCGCACACGAUCUGCGCCAGCAAUGCCUUGGCAUCGGGACCCUGCAGCGGAGAUUCCGGCGGGGGGCUGAUGCUCCAGGAACAGGACAUCUGGAUGCUGAGGGGCGUCGUCUCAGCCGGCCAGCGGAUGAUUAACCGAUGCAAUCUCACCCUGCCCGUCAUCUACACGGAUGUGGCCAAGCACAUGGAGUGGCUGCUCAAGAGCAUGUGGUUUUGA